UACGUCAUCCUUUACUGAUUAUACGUAGGAGGCUAAGACUAUAAAUAACACAAACUUUCACCGAUAUCGUUAUAUUGAACAACUGCAAUCAAAACUCACAAUAUGAUUCGUUUUGCUAUUCUCCUAACAGUCACGUGCGGAAUGUUAACACCCAGGUCGAGUGGUUUUUCCGUCCUCAGACAGGAACCAGAAUGUCGGCCACAACGACCAACAGUUGUGACAGAUCAGUCCGGUCAGCCAUUGAUCACAUGCUCUAACAACAGCACGGUCGCUACGCUUUCUUGUCGUGUAGACUUCCAUUGUCACGAACACUUAUUGAUAGACCUUGUAUGGGUGGGCUUCUUUGCUCAAACCACCAAUCACCAGGCGAACGAUGAGAAGGAAACGGAAAAUCGGACAACGGAAAUUAAUUACCAAGGUUAUGCACUGGAGACGGAACCAAGAUACAGGUCGACGACACGCAGAAUAGAAGGCGAAGGCCAUGUACUAGAGGCGUUGUUGGAGAUCACUUCAGUGACAGCGGAGGAUUACAACAGAAGGUUUAAGUGUGUGGUAGUCACAGAAUACAACUAUGAAGCAAUGGGGAAAACGCCACCUGAUAUUCAAAGCCAUCUCUGUUCCAGUACCCAUCUGACACCAAAUUAUCAAUAUUUAUCAGCCAAAAACUCAGCAGGAACUCUAGCCAGUAUUGGAAGUUUGUUCCUUAUGGUCCUGUGGAGCAUCGAGUUAAAAUACGUCUGAGAUAUGUCAAAUACCUUGUCAAAUUAUUUGUUGUAUAAACAUGUUGUUUUAACAAUAAUGGGGUGACGGAUUAUGUUUUGUUUAUCACAUGAUCGCUGAGUUAUUAAGAGGAUGUGGCAGUUUUUCAUUAAACUGUUAUGUGGCAUGUUGUAAUAUUAGAAGAUAGAUAUGAAAACUGUAAAGUCCUGUCGAAUCAUAGGAUAUGUGGCUGAUUUUAAGGUUUUUUCGCUGACAUAUUGAUUUUUACAACAAAAUUUCUAUAUAUAUAUAUAUAUAUAUUUAUUUCUUAAUGUAUUUUUACACUUUUAAUUCAUGUGCAAUCAAUGUUUACAAUAUUACCUGUUAACUGAGUAUUUGAUGUUAUAUA
Molecule: messenger RNA, 1108 nt
Organism: Ylistrum balloti
Lineage: Eukaryota; Metazoa; Mollusca; Bivalvia; Pectinida; Pectinidae
Exons: 5
Coding region: 103-741 (212 amino acids)
Source: RefSeq, a predicted model, not a curated record